Messenger RNA from Aspergillus brunneoviolaceus CBS 621.78, 1407 nucleotides. Its product is annotated as CCCH zinc finger protein. The coding region runs from base 1 to 1407 and encodes 468 amino acids. Lineage: Eukaryota; Fungi; Ascomycota; Eurotiomycetes; Eurotiales; Aspergillaceae. The transcript is spliced from 5 exons. The record is from RefSeq and is a predicted model, not a curated record. Gene Ontology annotation, molecular function: metal ion binding. Gene Ontology annotation, cellular component: nucleus.
AUGACAGAAGAUCAAGAUCUCAUGGCUAAGAUCAGCCAGCUUGCUGGCCAGAUCAACCGACAUAAAAACCAACACACCGAGUCCCCUUACACCAGCGAAAUCCCCGCCGGCCAAUAUGCAUCACGGCAUGUGCCAUCGCGGGGACGAGGCUGGGCACCGUAUCGCGGCCGACAGUACCACCCCCGCGGCGGCCGCCCUGUCGCUGCCCCCCACCGCCACCGAACGCUCAUCCUCAACAACACCACCACGGCUUCGGGAACCCCCGGCUCAACGCCUUCUGCGGGAGUCGGGGCGGAUACUGAAGGGGAAGCCAGCAGCAGCACCACCACCAACAACAACAAAUGGGUGGCGAAGCGCGACCGGCACAUGCAGUUGAUCAACUCGGCCAUUUACGACAAGGAGGCUCAGUCGCGCGCCAAGGCGAUGGAGGCGAGCCGCAAGGCAAAGUCGCAGAAGAAGGCUCAGAUCGAGCAGGCCAGAGUGCUACGGUAUGCGCAGGGCCAUGGUCGGAUGUAUCAACCGUCGGGGUUCGGCGCCCCGCCGCAGGUUGCUACCACUGCUACCGCCGUUGCCGCGGGUGAGCCGGGUGCGGAAUACCAGGUUCUGGUCAACGAGGUGCCCUUCCGAGUUGCGCGCGGCGGAAGUAAAUUAAUCAGAGUGUCUGAUGAUCCGAACACAGCCAACAACACGCCCAAGAGAGUCACGAUCGCUGGAGUGGUCUUUGUGCGCAGCAAAAAUGGUAACCUGCACCGGCUGGGUGCCGUUACGUCGAAAAGAAAGCCGAUGGCGAUUAAGAAGAAGGACGCUCUGUGCCAGCGAUUUACUACUACGGGCAGUUGCUACAAAGGACCCUUGUGUCCCUACACGCACGACCCUCACAAAGUCGCCAUUUGCAAGGACUUUCUUCAGACUGGUAAAUGCAACUCAGGUAUGAGUUGCGAUCUCUCCCAUGAGCCUUCGCCCCACCGAUCCCCUGCAUGUGUGCAUUUUCUUCGCGGGCGCUGCGCAAACCCCGAGUGUCGCUACGCCCAUGUUAGGGUGACACCUGGCGCUCCUGUGUGCAGAGACUUUGCCAUCCUAGGAUACUGCGAGAAAGGCGCCGAGUGCGACCAACGACACGUGCACGAGUGUCCCGACUACGCCAACACGGGCGUGUGCCAUAAGAAAAACUGCCGAUUGCCCCAUGUCGACCGCGCAGGGCAGAUUAGGAAGAAUGCCGCCACCAAGACUGAGGGCGACGAUGAUGACGAGGAGUCGGACGCCUCCAGCGAUGACGAAGAAUACGACGCAAUCGACUCGGAUGACGUCGACUCGGACGAUCUCGACGACGAUGAGCCGGAGCUCGUCGCUGCUGCCGGGGAUGACAUUGGUGACCUCGCGCGGCAGCAGGACUUUGUCCCCCUCUAA